UGGUUAUAAGGCCAUGAUUGCCUGACAAAUUUCCACGAAACAAUAUUUUGCAUUAUUGGAAGUAAACAACCAUCUGGGGUCCGCAAAAAAAGUGAGCAGUCAGGCUUUCUUGUUUGACUAAUGUAUUAGAGAGAAGUGUUUCACUUCUGUAAGUUUGAGGUUGGGUGUCUGUGUUCGGCUAUGGCUCAUGUUGUCCAAAGCCAGCAGGCAAUACUAGAGAAGCUGAGGAAACAGCUUGCAAUUGCUGUGAGGAGUGUACAGUGGAGCUACGCAAUUUUCUGGUCACUGUCAACCAGACAGAAAGGGGUACUGGAAUGGGGUGGUGGGUACUACAAUGGGGACAUCAAGACUAGGAAAGUUCAAGCCACGGAACUUAAAGCUGAUAAAAUAGGCUUACAGAGGAGUGAGCAAUUGCGAGAACUUUACAAGUCUCUCCUUGGAGGCGAUGCUGGCCAGCAGGCUAAGAGGUCUUCUCCUGCAUUGUCUCCUGAGGAUCUGUCAGAUGAGGAGUGGUAUUACUUGGUGUGCAUGUCCUUUGUAUUCAAUCCUGGUGAAGGGUUGCCAGGAAGAGCAUUGGCCAAUAAACAGACCAUCUGGUUGUGCAAUGCUCAAUAUGCAGAUAGCAAAGUAUUCUCUCGCUCUUUGCUUGCAAAGAGUGCAUCUAUUCAGACCGUGGUGUGUUUUCCCUAUCUUGAGGGAGUGAUGGAGCUAGGUGUAACUGAGCUGGUCACAGAAGACCCCAGUCUCAUUCAACAUAUCAAAGCUUCCUUAUUAGAUUUCUCAAAGCCUGAUUGCUCUGAGAAAUCUUCCUCUGCUGCUCAUAAUGGAGAUGAUGAUGAAGACCCAAUGUCUACCAAGAUCAGCCAUGAGAUAGUUGAUUCAUUAGUUUUGGAGAACCUGUACACCCCAACAGACGAUAUAGAACUUGAGCAAGAGGGAAUUAACGAUUUACAUGGAAAUUUGCGUGAAGAAUUCAAAAGGAAUUCUCCUGAUGAUUGUUCAGAUGGCUGUGAGCACAAUCACCAGACUGAAGACUCCAUGCAUGAAGGUUUAAAUGGAGGUGUUUCUCAAGUUCAAAGUUGGCAUUUCAUGGAUGAUGAAUUCAGCGAUGAUGUUCUAGAUUCUAUGAAUUCGAGUGAGUGCAUAUCAGAGGCUGUAGUGAAACAAGGAAAGGCCGUACUCUCUUCCAAGGAAAAAAAUGUAACCCGCCUUCAGUCGCAAGUAUUUCAAGAAGGAAACCACACAAAGUUGAGCUCCUUCGAUCUUGGAGCUGAUGAUGACUUGCACUACAGAAGAACUGUGUGUGUUAUUAUGAAAAGUUCAAGUCAAUCAAUUGAAAAUCCAUGUUUCCGAAGUGGAGAUCACAAGUCCAGUUUUUUUAGCUGGAAGAAAAGAGCAGUUGAUGGCGUUAUGCCACGGGUACAACAGAAUAUGUUGAAGAAGAUUUUAUUUGCAGUACCUUUGAUAUAUGGUGGCCACUCUCUUAGGUUCGACAAGGAAAAUGGAGGAACAGAUUGCCUCAAGAAAUUGGAAGGCUGUGAAACGUGCAAGGAGCAUUAUAAAUCAGAUAAACAAAGAGUGAAUGACAAAUUUAUAGUACUCAGGUCGAUGGUUCCUUCUAUUAGUGAGAUUGACAAAGAAUCAAUCCUCAGCGACACCAUUAACUACUUGAAACAGCUUGAAUCAAGAGUAGCAGAACUAGAAUCUUGCAAAGGCUGGAUAGAUCACGAGGCAGGACACAGGAGGAGUUACAUGGACAUGGUAGACCAGACAUCAGAUAACGACGACAUCAAGAAGAUUGACAAUGGAAAGAGAUCUUGGGUAAACAAGAGGAAGGCCCUUGACAUUGAUGAAGCUGAACUAGAGCUUGAUGGGGUUUCUCCCAAAGAUGGGAUGCCCUUAGAUUUGAAAGUAUGCACGAAAGAGAAGGAGGUUCUCAUUGAGAUUAGAUGUCCUUACAGGGAGUACAUGUUGCUUGAUAUCAUGGAUGAAAUCAACAAACUGCAGUUGGAUGUGCACUCAGUCCAGUCAUCCACUCUUGAUGGCAUUUUCGCAUUGACCCUGAAAUCUAAGUUUAGAGGGGCAGCAGUUGCACCAGCAGGGAUGAUCGAACAAGCACUUUGGAAAAUUGCCGGCAAGACUUGAGUCGUCAUAUAUCAACUGGUACUUGGAUGGCUUAUCCAUUCAGUACAAAUUAGUUCCUAGAUUCUCAUGUAUCAUGUAGCAGUAACUGCAUGGCCUUGUAACUGCAUAACUUCAAUUUCCCUCUUAACCUUCUUUCCAUUAUCAAAUGUUCAACCUUAGUGCUUGCAAAUUAGAUCAAGUAGUGACUUGUUAGAAGUGGUGGAGGAAUCAAAUCUUUCAGCGUAAUUUUCCUACCAAUUUGGAUCUCAUUUCAAUAAAGUGUUCUUCUUAAUGA
Molecule: messenger RNA, 2419 nt
Organism: Populus trichocarpa (black cottonwood)
Lineage: Eukaryota; Viridiplantae; Streptophyta; Magnoliopsida; Malpighiales; Salicaceae
Product: transcription factor EGL1
Exons: 8
Coding region: 181-2145 (654 amino acids)
Molecular function (GO): protein dimerization activity
Source: RefSeq, a predicted model, not a curated record